Molecule: messenger RNA, 2262 nt
Organism: Temnothorax curvispinosus
Lineage: Eukaryota; Metazoa; Arthropoda; Insecta; Hymenoptera; Formicidae
Product: gustatory receptor 23a-like
Exons: 5
Coding region: 340-1581 (413 amino acids)
Biological process (GO): sensory perception of taste
Cellular component (GO): axon; membrane; dendrite
Source: RefSeq, a predicted model, not a curated record
ACAUCAAUUAAAUUCCAUUACUUUAUGUGCACCCAUCAAGGGUGAUACAUGCUGUUCGAAGAGCUCCAUGGUUACUUCAUGCCAACAAAUGAUGCGCGAGUCAUGUUUUAUGAUCUGUAGCAGCAACUUGCAGUUUUAAACUUAAACUCAGCACGGACGGUUAGUGGAUUUCGCACUCGUUGCAAAAAAUAAAGACUACGUCAGAACUACGUUCAGAAAAGAAGCUUUCGCAGUCACGCUCAUGUUAAUACUGAAGUGCUUAUUACUGACAAUAAAACACUUACAUAAUUGAUAAUAGGACUAACAAUUUUCAAGCAAUUAUUUCAUAAAACUUCGAUCAUGUUCAGUCUGUCAUCGAAAUUCCAAGAACAAGUUAAGAAUAAGAAGAAAAGAAAGAAUUGCUGGCUAUUCCAUGCCACGGAUUUUCAAUCCUUAAUGAAUCCUUGUUUCGCUUUUUGUCGCAUUCUCGGAAUAUUCCCGUACAAGAUCAACGGCUCAUCCUUCGAAACUUCUAAACCAUGCUACUUUCUAUCAGCUAUAGUUAUGUGUGUCUUCUGCUUUUGUGCUCUGAUAAUAAUAAUGGAUAUUGCUAAAUUCAAUGUCCAAAACGUACGCAGAACCAUUGAACUUUACUCCUUUUACAUUUUCGGUAGUUUUAUAACGGUCGUCACGUAUAUUUUGAACAGUCCACGAGUGCGCUUGCUUCAGACCAUACUGAAGAACUCUUCAAAACUUCCUUCGAAGACGUAUCAGGAACAAUCUGUGAUGAUCCACGUCAAGGACAUUGUCGGUUUCUUUUUUUUACUCGUGUAUUCGUUAAUCUGUUAUUACAGAGCGCAACACUCUAUCUUGAUCAAGGUGUCUUCAUUAUACAUUAUUCUAGUACUGUUUCAGAUGAAUAUGCUGUACAUAAAUUGCGUUUGCGUAUUAAAAGCUUGUUUCAAGAAAAUCGACUUCGAUUUGGCACAUUUACUCAUAACAAACGAUGAACCGCAUUUAGUCAAGUGGAUCUAUCGUGAGCAGAAAAACCCUUUGUUACUGAUGGAGCUCAAGGCCCUGAAGAAGCAGUAUUUGAUGGUUAGCGAUUCAGUGCAGGUGCUGAAUAUAAUUUUCAGUCCGCAGCUCCUCGCAACCAUUGCUAUAGCCUUCACCGAGAUUACUUUCGAGCUAUAUUUCAAUAUAGUGCAGUGGCAAAAUGGGUUGUCUAUCAGGUGGAAGCAGACUGAUUUCAUAUACACAAUGAUCUACGUUAUGUAUUAUCUUAUGAAAAUAGCAUUGAUUGCAUGGGCCUGCGAAACCGGCAAAAAUGAAGCCAUAAAGAUUAGCACUACUGUUCACGAUGUGCUUAAUAGCACCAGCGACGAACAAAUCAAACAUGAGUUGCAGCUGUUUUCUUUACAAAUAAUGCAUUGUAAUAAAAAAUUCUCUGCGAAGGGUCUUACUCUGGGCGCGACGCUUGUUACAACAAUAAUAAGCACUAUCGCUACAUAUUUUUUAAUUUUAAUGCAAUUCUUGAUUGCGUCGCAUUCCUGUGAGGGAAGGAUUAUAAUCAACGUUACACGAGCGCAACCUAAAAAUUAGCAAAUAAAGCAAAUAUCCAAUAAAAUUUACAAAUAAUCUUAUAAAAAAAAACCGUACGCAUCUCUAUCAUGAUACUUCAUUCCUUGUUUUAUGGAGCAAUUCUGACAUUACCGAAUAUUUGCCGCCACAACGAAUAUUUUCAUAGACACUUGACACAGAAUCGAAGAAUUGAUGUUUCUGCUCAUUAGAAAAGUGAAGACUAGCCCGCAUAUUAUGGGCUUGCACUCGGGAUAGGAUCGGAUUGAUAUAAUAGUCACAGUGAAAGCAACGUAUACAAUAUUUGCUCGUUCUUUAGUGAAACUUUAUCGUCUUCUGAUAGAGCAAGCAAAAAAAGAUAUGCUUAAAUGAUCAUUCAUUUUUCGUCAAACACGUGUGGAAGAGAUGUUCGGGAAGCAGUUACUUUCUCUCAAAGCAAAUAUGGAAAUCAAUUUUUGCGUUUACAGUGUAGGCCAACAGUUCUUCUUUCUACACACGGUUCUUCAGAAGCUUGGUAUUUCUUUAAACGCCAAAGCCCCAGCUAAGGAGCAAUAGUUUUAUUAGCGUUUUCAUGGAUCUACAGUUUGCGAAAUUAAAAUUUGAUUCUUAAUUUAUCAAAGAACCCAAAAUCAAUGACGAUCUGGAGAACCUGCUUGUAUUGAUCAACGAACCACAUUUAUUCAGACGGUUCUAUCACGAACAGAG